This is a messenger RNA of Guyanagaster necrorhizus, 315 nucleotides long. RefSeq lists its product as uncharacterized. The transcript is spliced from 3 exons. The coding region runs from base 1 to 315 and encodes 104 amino acids. NCBI's taxonomy places the organism in Eukaryota, Fungi, Basidiomycota, Agaricomycetes, Agaricales, Physalacriaceae. The record is from RefSeq and is a predicted model, not a curated record.
AUGCCGACGGCCCGAAAUCCGAGUCCCAUCGAAAAUAUGCCCGUGAGAAAUCAUAACCCGUUUCGGAGCUUCCUUGUACAGCUUUCCUCAACCAGCAAUCAACCAUUAACGCUGACUUGGGAGCCUACCGCCCAAUUUCCAUGCUUUUUCCCUGCAGGUAAACCUUCUAGAACCGUCUUCGAAGUUUUUUCCUUUAUCUUCGUUGUUGGCCUUCUCAUGUUACAGGUCACAAGUUCUACCAUCUUCGGGAUCGAUUCUUCGCUGGGCUUCAAGAAAUCCAAUGUAGAGGCACGGCUAUAUGUGCACAGAGGAUAG